AUGCAGCUGAUCGGCCCCGCAGUCGGAGGUUGGACAUACGGCCUCGUUGAAGACUUCCCAGCCUUGCUGCCCAGCCUCGUGGGAUGUGCUUUGAGUAUUCUUGCUCUGGUCCUUUUCUCAGGGGUCCACCAGACAUUCUCGCAGGAGCACCCCGUCGAGGAGAAGGCAGAAGCGGCAGAAGCAGCAGAAGGGGCAGAAGCAUCGCUUGCCAAGUCCAAGUCGUUGCUUUUCCAAUGGCCUUUGCCUCUGGUCUUCCUCAUGCGCUUUGCAGGAGGAUGUGCGUCGUACACCAUGUACGAAGCAGUGCCGUUGUGGCUCAUCUCUGACACCGAUUUGGGUGGAUUCGGAAUGACUGAGAAGACGGUGGGCUCUUUUCUGUGCAGAUCGGGCCUGUGGAACAUCAUCUACUUCACGUGGAUAUUGCCAUGGUGUUCCAAGCGGUUUGGAAGUCGCUGCUACUCUAUUGUGACAAGCACCAUUGCGACAGUCACGGCUUGCAUCUUGCCCUUUUCCAUCAACAUUCCAUCCGCCAAUGUCUUGCACCUCAUUUGGGCUUCUGCCCUGGUGUCCAACAAUGUAUUAAAUGCUGCCUUCACGAAUAAUGCAGCACCUCCAGAAGAUCGCCUUCUGGCAAAUGGCUUUGCAGUGACUGCUGAGACGAUUGGGAAAGCCAUUGGGCCAGUGGACUCUCGAUAUUUCAAAUAA
Molecule: messenger RNA, 705 nt
Organism: Symbiodinium necroappetens
Lineage: Eukaryota; Dinophyceae; Suessiales; Symbiodiniaceae
Source: the annotation of a GenBank genome assembly